Messenger RNA from Austrofundulus limnaeus, 5793 nucleotides. RefSeq names its product AT-rich interaction domain 4B (gene arid4b). Gene Ontology annotation, biological process: regulation of transcription by RNA polymerase II. NCBI's taxonomy places the organism in Eukaryota, Metazoa, Chordata, Actinopteri, Cyprinodontiformes, Rivulidae. The record is from RefSeq and is a predicted model, not a curated record. Gene Ontology annotation, cellular component: nucleus. Gene Ontology annotation, molecular function: transcription cis-regulatory region binding.
GCGGGGGGGAUGAUCACAGGGAGAAAAAGAGCUAGGUUAGAGACGAGCUACACUCAACAACAGCAGCUCUCUCUCUGCGAAAACCACUUUUAUUAACCCGCAUCCUACAUCCACCGGAGGGGAAUACGGACUUUAUAACCGCUCAUCAUUUUCACAUAAAUGUUUCUAUGGAUUACUAAUACCCUUUCGUCGAAAAACGGGAGUGUUUCUCAACUUGACAGCAUAGACUCGGAUUCCUUGCACUGGUCGCCCAGAGGACUCAUAGAGAGAUGAAGACUCUGGAGGAGCCCCCCUACCUGACGGUGGGGACGGACGUGAGCGCCAAGUACAGAGGGGCUUUCUGCGAAGCCAAGAUUAAGACCGCCAAGAGGCUCGUCAAGGCCAAAGUGACCUUUAAAUCCGACCUGUCCACAGCUGAAGUCCACGAUGAGAACAUCAAAGGACCUYUAAAGGUGGGUGUUGUCGUGGAAGUGAAGAAUCAGGACGGAGUUUACCAAGAGGCCACGAUUAACAAGCUGACCGAUGCCAGUAUUUACACAGUCGUUUUCGACGACGGAGACGAGAAGACCCUGAGGCGUUCGUCUCUCUGCCUGAAAGGAGCGCGUCACUUCGCAGAGAGCGAGACGCUCGACAGGCUCCCUCUCACCAACCCCGAGCACUUCGGCACGCCUGUCAUCGGAAAGAAAGGAAACCGCGGCCGACGAUCGAACCCAGUCCAAGAAGAGGAGCUCUCCUCAUCCUCCAGCGAGGAAGAGGAGAGCGAUCAGCGGCCGAAUGAAGAUCUGUUCGGGAAGGUGGUGUGUGUGGAGGGGGCCGCCGCCGCCGCUGCUGACAAAAAGAAGAUGACGUGGUAUCCUGCUCUGGUCAUCUCCCCAGACUGCCACGAGGACGUGACCGCCAAGAAGGACAACGUCUUUGUGCGCUCGUUCAAGGAUGGAAAGUUCUACACAGUGCUGCGGAAGGACGUCCGCGAGAUGAGCAGCGACUGUCCUCCGAAAGCCGAGGCGGGGCUCAAACCAGCGCUCGAUGCAGCCCUGGAGUUUCAGCAGAAGCAGCUCGUCCCCGGCUCCUGGAAAACUGAAGUGAAAGAGGAAAGCUCCAGCAGCGAGGAGGAGGACGAGGACGAGGAAGAGGAGCAGGAAGAGGACGCCAGCGGUGAAGAGGAGGAGGAGGAGGUGGAGCCGUUCCCGGAGGAGAGGGAGAACUUCCUGCAGCAGCUCUACAAGUUCAUGGAGGACCGAGGAACUCCCAUCAACAAGCGUCCGGUUCUGGGCUAUAGGAACCUGAACCUGUUCAAGCUCUACAGGCUGGUUCACAAACUGGGAGGUUUUGACAACAUUGAAAGCGGCUCCGUUUGGAAGCAGGUCUACCAGGACCUGGGCAUCCCUAUUCUCAACUCAGCUGCUGGCUACAACGUCAAAUGUGCUUACCGCAAGUAUUUAUAUGGCUUUGAGGAUUACUGUACCUCCACUGCCAUCACUUUCAAGAUGGACCUGCCUUUGAAGCAAAGUCCAAAGAGAGAGGUGAAGUCCGAGGAGGAGGGAGGAGCAGGAGCAGCUCCUCCUGCGUGCAGCUCAGAGGAGCAGAAGACCCAGCUGGAUGGAGAACUUUGCAAUGCACCGUCCACCAUCUGCAAGGAAGAAAAACCUGACGUGCCUCAAAACAAAACGGAGUCCGAGUCGUCGAAAUCUGAACGGAAAGACGGCGAGGAGGACGACGUGGAAGACGGCGGUCUCUCGAAGGGAAAUGCGGAAGAGGGGUCGUCGACGUCUCUCCUCGGACCGAACGAUGUCAAACAGGAGGAGGACGAGGAGCAGGAGAGCAAGGACAACUCCGGGGAUGACAGCAGUCAGGAGGGGGAGGAAGGGGAGGAGUUUGAGUGUUACCCCCCGGGGAUGAAGGUGCAGGUGAGGUAUGGGCGAGGCCGCAAUCUGAAGACGUACGAGGCCACUGUGAAAGAGGCAGACGUGGAGGGGGGAGAGGUGCUCUACCUGGUGCACUACUGUGGCUGGAACAUCAGAUACGACGAGUGGAUCAAGGCGGACAAGAUCGUGCGCCCCGCCAAUAAGAACGUACCGAAGAUAAAGCACCGCAAAAAAAUAAAGAACAAAGUGGAGCGGGACCGGUUGGAGAGGCUCGGCGACGGGGAGGUCCUCGGACCCUCGUCCAACGCCAACCGUGUCCCGCGCUCCAAAUGCGGCCUGAGUCAGGACGUGUUCUCCAAGACAGACGAGGACGAGGACAAGGGGCAGUCUCCGGUCAAGUCCAUAGAAAUUACCUCCAUCCUCAAYGGCCUGCAGGCCUCUGAGAUGUCCACGGACGAAAGCGAGCACGAGGACGAGGAAGGGGACGACGUCAAAGAACCGAGCGUCAGGAAAGGCGAAACCGAGCCGCCCCAGAUAGAGCGCUGGGAGAGCGGCGCUCCCUCCGAAGGGUCCAAACCGGUUUCGGGGCGGAGCCAGGAAGCGGCGAUGGCGGAAAGCGCCGAAGCUUCGAAGCGAAGGGUGCCGCCGGACGCAGAGGGAGAGGCGAGCACCAGGAAGAGGAAAUCAGACGGUGCUGCUGAGAGGAUCCCUAAAAGACAAUCCAAAGCUAAGACCCGGAACACCCGGAGCGCGGACUGGUUACCCGGCGGCUUGCCCCGGAAGCUGGAGGAGCGGGGAGCCGGUCCUGGAGGGGAGAGGGGGGCGUCGUCCAGCAGCAGCUCGGAUGAUGAAAGCUCGGCGCUGACAGAGAACCUGACUGGAGAAACCGAGCGAAGCCGCCCCAAAACCAAAGGUUCAUCCUCAAAGAAGUACAACGGGCUGAAGGAGAAACCCGGGAGGCAAGGUGGCUUCUGGGAGAUUCCUGAAAAACGGGCCAAAGUGUCCGGGAACGCAGAGGACCGGGCUUUGGUUCGCCCCAAAGGACAGAAGGAUGUGUGGUCCAGCAUCCAGGCCCAGUGGCCCAAGAAGACUCUCAAAGACUUGUUUUCGGACUCGGACACAGAGGCUACCAAUUCGCCUCCCCCACCGGUGCCGUCCCGUCUGGAUGAGCCCGGUGAGGAGGAGGAGGCUGGACCCGACGAYGAAGCCUCCGAGGAGCAGAUGGAGAAGCUUCAGGAGUUUCCGAGCAGCAGAAGUAACUCGGUGCUCAACACGCCGCCGACCACGCCCGAGUCUCCCUCGGGUGGGGGGAGCACCGCGGAGGACCUGAGCCAGGCGCAGCCCUCCUCCCCGCCGCCGUCGCCGCCCCCCGCCCCGCCCUCGGAGCCGGCUCCUGAGGCCGAGCCCCGGGGUUCCGCGCAGGAGGAGGCGGCGGGCGGGCGCAGCGAGACGGACAGCAGCACUGUGGAGGUGGAGAGCCUCGGCGGCGAGCUGCAGGAGCUGCCGCAGGACGACAGGGUGGCUUCCCCCUCCAAGGUGUUCCACGUCAGCCUCUCCUGCAGCAGCAGCACUGAUCUGGAAAAGAUGAGCAGCCUGGAGAGGAUUUCGUUUCUUCAGGAGAAACUUCAAGACAUCAGGAAUCACUACCUCUCCCUCAAGUCUGAGGUGGCCUCCAUCGACAGGAGGAGAAAACGCAUGAAGAAGAAGGAGCGGGAAAGUGCAGUGGCGGCCUCCUCUUCCUCCUCCUCCUCCUCCUCCUCGCCGUCGUCGAGCUCGCUGACGGCGGCCGUCAUGCUGACGCUCGCAGACCCUCCGGUGUCGUCCUCGUCCUCCUCGUCUCAGAACUCGGGCGUGUCGGUGGAGUGCAGGUGACAGGACGAAGCAGCAGGAAGCAAACCGCACUGAGCACUUAACCAGCAGCCCGGGGUCACCGGACGGACGAGUCGACCCGACAACACUAACCGCUGGGGCACAAAAAAAAUCAAAAAUCAAAACAGACUCAAGACUCUAACACGAAACAAGCACUAUUUUCUACUGACAACUGUUUCCUUGGCAAGCUAACGGCACUUAAGUGCACUUUUUACGACGAUUGUGUAAGGGGAUAUAAUUUGUCAAAAAAAUCCUACAGAUUUGUCUAAUUUUACUUUUGAUUAAUUGAACAUUUCCAACGUUUGCUUUUCUUUUUUUAAUUUUUAGCAAGCAAUAACUGUUUCCAUUUAAUAAUACCGGUACAGGGGAUCCUUUCAACGCGGCUCAGUACGUGUUUACCGUGUUACUGCUAAAGCUACUCGCCGCAAAGAAUGAAACUAAGAAAAGAUCUUCCUGGACUAAAGUUUAGGGUUAACUUAUUCRCGUAAACACGUACCAACGCAUCAAAAAAUAUUGUUUUGACUCAUCUGUUCAUGAUUUGCAGCGAGUACCUUUACCCAKACAAGUUCUAACAUUAGAUGAUUUUAAUAAACAUUUACUUCAAAUGUAAAAAACAAACACUGCAAAAAUACUGUAGGCUGUUUAGUUUUUUAAAUUUAAAAUGUCACACAGACAGCCACAGUUUAUUAACUGUCUUUGUUUUACAGCUGAAGUUAAGGUUUACUAGAACUAGUCGGGGUUCCCGUUCAGAAGAAAAAUUGUCACGUUUGCGUAGAAAAAGGCGGUAACUUUGCCACAUUUCUCCGUAAAGCCUUCAUACGGUUAAACCCAAAUAACGUAGCGUCUUAUGGCAAGAUGGAGGUUUCAAACCAACGUUUUGGUCCUUUUUUAUUUUUUUAACCUCGGCGGAUGAACGUGGAACGAUACUGUAGUGCCUUUUGUUUUUUCUCCGCGGGGGACAAAACCUUUUCUUUUCUUUUCCCGAUCCUUCGGCUCAAACCUGGAAUUACGUGUCCCCGUUUAUUUUWAAAAAGACUGAUGAAUGCUGUGAGCGAGCAGGAAGUGAAGGGCUACGUCUGAGUCAGAGAAGCCGAACUCGUGUCCUGGAUCGCCUACUACUGAGUUCUCAUCCAGCUUCGGUAUUUACUGUCCACAUUGGCAGUAACACGUGUGCAAUGAUAAAAGUGAUGAACGAUCACGCAAUUUUGCUUUUUAACCUGCGUUUUUUAUCCUAUAAUGUUUUCACGACCCGUUUAAAUCCCCGUCCAGUCACUGAUGACGUCAAUAACUGGAGCAGAUCAUUACUGCCAUUACAAAAAGCAGAAACRAGAAGUUCUGAGGUAUUUUUCUCAUCCCCACCUGACCUGUUUUCUGUACUAUUACCGGUUUAAAGGUAGAGAUAUUGUAAAUGUGCAUUUAUAUCAUAAAGUGAUGUACGUGUAAAACAUUUCUGAAGACAUCUCYGGUGUUUUCCUUUGUAUAGACCCUCUAUACUGUACAAAAAAMCCCCGAAGUUACGUUUUGUUCGGCACUUGUAUGUAAUUGUAUGCUUUUGUUAUACAUUUGUAUAUUGAGAAGUGUUUUGAGUCAAGCUAUUUAAUAUCUUGCACUGUUAAUAUUAUGUACUUUUUCUGUACAGACAGUUUUAACUGUAGUUUGAAUGGAAAAACUGAGGGUUUCAGCGUUUUACUCUUCAUUUUUUAAGUUCCUUUCUGUUUUUGUUCGAAUCCCAAUCAUUCUUUUUGAUCCCCUCCCCCUUUUUUAUUUCCUGUUUGCAUUAGUUUGUAUUCUAUUUUAUUCUUUUCAUAGUUUUACGUUUGUUGAAUGGUUGUGCUGAAUGCCACUCGGCUGUUUUCCAACCACAAACACCUGAAUCUGAAGCUGUAUGAGCCUGAAUGUGGAAAACAGUGAGCAGCACAGAUUUAGAAAGAGAAAUGGAGCUUACUGAGGGGAAAAUAGUAUUUAUUAGGCUCAUCUGAUGAUGGUCAUUGUGUAAUUUAUUGUAAAAAUGUAAGCAAAGCAGAAGCCUCUGUUUGAAAUAAAUGCCAUAGUUUGUGAA